AUGUGGCUGAUCCGCGAGGGGCUCGGCCCAGGCGAGGGGAGGCACUGCCCGGUUGGCGUUCUGGGCUUCUCGGCUGGUGGCCACCUCGCUUCCUGGGGGGCUACUACGUUCGACGGGUCGCUGCGACCAGACUUUCACAUGCUGAUCUAUGCCACGACCAACGUAGAGACGCCAGUGUGGGACCCGUGGAAGGCGCGCUUCGGCUACCCUGGCACGGAGGCCAACACGGUGCCGAAGGUGAGCGGGCGAACGCCCCCUCUGUUCGCGGCGGUGAGCACCGAGGAUGAUAUCACGUCGUACGAGGAAAAUACCGCGCCGUACGUGGCGGCUUGCAAGUCUGCUGGGGUGCCAACGGAGCUCGUGCUGGCCAGCAUGGGGAAGCAUGGCCAUCCGAUGGUGGACGCCUGGACCAAGCCGUGUGAAAGCUGGCUUCGAAGGGGAGGCUGGAUCAUUUGA
Molecule: messenger RNA, 456 nt
Organism: Prorocentrum cordatum
Lineage: Eukaryota; Dinophyceae; Prorocentrales; Prorocentraceae
Source: the annotation of a GenBank genome assembly